Molecule: messenger RNA, 324 nt
Organism: Prorocentrum cordatum
Lineage: Eukaryota; Dinophyceae; Prorocentrales; Prorocentraceae
Source: the annotation of a GenBank genome assembly
GCCGCCAGCCGCGAAUGGCGAAGGGCGGCGCACGACGGCAAGAGGGGGCCGCUGGGGGCCCUGCUGGCAGCCGGGGGCCGCCGCUGCGGCAGCGCGGCCGGGCGGCUGGAGACGGCGACGCUUUCGUUUCCGCCGGUCGGGCACCGGGCGACCAGAGGCGGUGCCAGGCGCGGACUUGGCGGCCGCCGCAGGAGCAGCACUUGCAGGGGCACCGUCGACCCCAGGGGCAUCGCUGUGUGGGCCGCCGCGGCGAGGUCAUCGAGAAAGAGCGACGCGUCGUCAGACGUGGCGCUCUCGUUCUUGUCGCGCAUACGCUCGAGCUAG